Solea solea (common sole) is the source of this 5937-nucleotide messenger RNA. RefSeq names its product collagen alpha-1(XIX) chain-like. The record is from RefSeq and is a predicted model, not a curated record. The transcript is spliced from 53 exons. Bases 219 to 3545 code for a protein of 1108 amino acids. Lineage: Eukaryota; Metazoa; Chordata; Actinopteri; Pleuronectiformes; Soleidae.
UGACAGAGUGGGAGGGCCACUCGGUGCAACUAAUAAGGACCGAGAUCUUGCAGGCGAUCCCACUGUGACUUUUAUUUCCAAGUCCUGGAAUCCGGAAUCGGACCGAUCGUAAUCGCACAUGGAUUAUGCCUUUUUUCGCUGCCGUUUGUUUGUUUUUGCCAUAGAGGAAACUUUCACCGCAGCUGUUUUGAAGUGGCCUGCUCAUUAGUGUCCGAACCAUGAUGUACCUGCCAAGAUGGACUGCUCUCCUCUGGACUCUGAAUUUCAUUCCUUGCUCUUUUGGAAUGGCAGUGAGUGAACGGACAGAUGACUCAUGCCCUCCUCUGAGUGUGGAGGAACACAGGUUUUCCGAUGUUUUAGAUCGUCCUCUGGAAAUCACAGGAUUUGAUCUCACCGAAAAGUUUCUUCUCCGAAAGGGAACAACCUCAGAAGACCUGCCUUCAUUUCGUUUAGGGAGCAGUCCGCUGAUUAAGCCAACGAUACUCGUUUUUCCAAAUGGGCUUUCAAGCGAAUACUCCCUCGUCACCAUCUUCCGGGUAAGGAGAACGACAAAAAAGGACCGCUGGUAUCUUUGGCAGAUUUUUGACCAGGAAGGAGGCAGUCAGGUGUCUGUUGUGGUGGACGGCAACAAGAAGGUGGUCGAAUUCUCCUUCCAGGGUCUGCUGAAGAACACUCUACGCUACACAUUUAAGAGCCGUGACCUACAUGGCCUUUUUGAUCGCCAGUGGCACAAGCUGGGCAUUUCUGUGCAGAGCAACAUCGUCUCACUUUACAUGGACUGCAAGCUCAUAGAAAGGAGACUGACUGAGGAGAAGGACAGCAUCGGCCCCAGUGGGCGAACGCUCAUCACUACGCGAAUGGAGGAUGGGCGGCCCGUCGAUAUUGAAGUGAGACAAAUUCUCAUCUACUGUGACCCAUACAUGGCUGAGAUGGAAAACUGCUGUGAGCUGCUGGAACCAAAGUGUGAAGCCAAGGAGACAUUUAAUGGGACUUCCCCACCUCCACUGGUUACACAGCAGCUCCCCCAGAUGCUGUCUCAGCCGGUCUCACAGCCAAUGGACAGAUGUCCCUGUCCAGCUGAAAAGGGCAGUGCUGGUCUUCAAGGGGUUGUUGGCCUGUCAGGAGCAAAAGGGGAUAAAGGAGACAAGGGGGACUCGGGGGAAGUUGGGCCUGAAGGAAACCCAGGACAUAAGGGGGAACCUGGAUCAGAAGGGCAACAGGGAAUCGAUGGGGAGAAGGGUCUGAAAGGUGACCCAGGGCCAGUUGGUCCAGUUGGUCCCAAGGGAAACCAAGGUGACGCGGGCAAGCCUGGAACUCCAGGGCUGCCUGUUAACAAGGAACGUCUCAAAGGAGUUCAGGGCCCUCGGGGCGACACAGGAGAAAAGGGAUCGACUGGGAUGUCAGGGGAACCAGGCAAAGAGGGCAAAAGGGGACGGCGAGGAAAGAGUGGUGAGCCUGGACUCAGAGGACUACCUGGGGAGAAGGGUGACUCUGGAGUCCCAGGAGAGAAAGGAGCCCCCGGUCAGCCAGGUGCCGAGGGUGCCGGCGUGAUGAAAGGACAAAAAGGUGAUGUUGGCCCUCCUGGUCCUCCUGGUCCUGUGAUGACGGCUCAUGGAUUAAGACAGCUCUCUGGAACUGACGAAGUGAAGGAGAAGACCCAAAAAGGAGAGAAGGGAGAUCAGGGGGAGAGAGGAGCACAAGGACUGCAAGGCUUCAAGGGAAACACAGGGCCGCCAGGACUAAAGGGAGAUCAAGGACCGGAGGGGAAACAAGGCCCGUCUGGACCCACUGGACUCCCAGGACACCCCGGCGAGCCAGGCUCGCCAGGGGAGCUCGGGGUGCCUGGGAGAGAUGGCCUGAAAGGAGAAAAGGGCGACUCUGGCGGAGUGAUAGGGCCACAGGGACCCCCGGGCCCUAAGGGUGAGCCUGGAGAAGCUGGAGGUGGAUAUAUGGGAGAUGGGCUGUCACUGUCGAGAGGCUCUCGUGGACCCAAGGGUGAGAGAGGUGUCCCAGGACUGCCAGGAGACCACGGUGAAAAAGGGGAACCUGGAGAGAGUAUUCUAGGCCCAACUGGCCCCAUGGGAACCCCGGGACCGCCAGGAAUUAAGGGCUCUCGUGGACCUCCAGGUUUUUCUGGCCCUCCCGGAGUUCCAGGAAGAGAGGGAUCCCCCGGUAGACCGGGUCCUCCAGGCCCUGCUGGACCCCCAGGUGAACCAACCGCUCUGCCAAUCGUCGGAGACAUGGGUUCUUUACUUAAGAAUGCCUGCAGUGUGUGCCAGACCAGACUCCCAGGGCUGCCUGGGCAGAAAGGAGAGAAAGGCACCCCUGGAGUGCAAGGAGUGGAAGGCAUGGUGGGAGAAAAGGGAGAUCCAGGUAUAAGAGGUCCUAUGGGGAACCCUGGAAAGGAAGGCCCAAAGGGGGUAAAAGGAGAGCGAGGCUUCCCGGGCCCCACUGGAGAUAAAGGCGAUGAGGGGCCUCCAGGAGUACCAGGACUUCCCGGUAUGACCGGUCGCACAGGAGCCCCGGGGCUAAUGGGGCGACCUGGUCCAGUGGGCCAGUCAGGCACAAAAGGAGAAAAAGGAACUGAAGGUCCCACAGGCAGACCGGGGCUUCCAGGUCCUCCGGGUGUACCCCUUGUGGAGGGCAAUGGGAUGAGCAGUCUGUACAAGCUGCAGAGUGGCGGAGCUGUUUUAGGACCCCCUGGAGCUCCCGGUGCUCCGGGUCCCAAAGGAGAUGAAGGACUUGCAGGGGAACCGGGAGCCAUGGGAUUACCUGGGCUGGAAGGUCUACCUGGUCCCAAGGGUGAUGUUGGUUUGUCUGGUCCACCUGGGACACUCGGUCCUCCAGGGAAGCCCGGACCUCGUGGCGAACCAGGGAUCCCAGGGGAGCCGGGUGAGCGGGGGCCGCUUGGAGAGACAGGAUUCCCAGGACCCGAGGGACCACAAGGUGUUCCUGGGAGACAUGGAAAGGAUGGAACUCCGGGAGACAAGGGAGCCACAGGUAAACCAGGGGACAGAGGACCCAAAGGAGAACGUGGUGAUUCUGGGAUUCCUGGAGGAAGAGGCGUUCAAGGCGAGAGAGGUCGCUCAGGAGAUCCUGGCCUGAGUGGACCGAUGGGACUGCCAGGCCAAAAAGGUGAUACAGGCUCUCCAGGACAGGUGGAGAGUGUAAACCUCCUGGGAGACCCAAGUUUCAUAGAGGAACUGAAGAUGAUUAUCCAAAAGGAAGUACUAAGGGUCCUUGGAGAGAAGCUAUCAGGCGCUGCCAUGCUGCAGAAGACACCUGCAGGCAUCCUAGCUCCGCAGGUUCAAGGGCCUCCAGGACCUCCUGGCCAAGUCGGACCACCAGGGGAGCCUGGUCCUCAAGGAUACAGAGGUCAGAAAGGAGAACGAGGCCAGUUUGGGCUCGGGCUGCCAGGUGAUCCAGGACCCAUGGGGCCGCCGGGGCCUCCUGGAGCCCCCUUCCAGGGCCGUCCUGGCCCUCAGGGGCCCUCUGGACCUCCUGGGACGUGCAACCCCAGCGAUUGUCUCCUGCCGUCCUUGUGAAUCCAGCAGCAGAGAGGUUUGAGCUCGUUGGACGACGGGCUUUUAGAGCUGGAGUCGCGCGGCCUCGCUACAUCUGACAGCUUCCUCGGCUCGGCUUUAUCACACAGACUCACUACUGACCUCUUUUGUUCACCUUACUAUGACAUUUGGAUGCAGUGUGGGGGGGGGGGGGGGGUUUCCGGGGGUUGCUUUGGAAUGCAGUGGCAAACCUUUUGAGUUUUAUCCUUUCUUUUUGCUGUACUUUUAAGUUAUUUUCUUACAUCCACUACUGUAAUGUAAUGCAUUCCUCAUCAACUCUCAUUCUUUCUUUCAAAACCAUGAAAUGACUUUGUUUUUGUUUUUUAACAUUCAUCCUGUGUGAAAACAUGAUCUUGAUUAUUUGUUUGCCUCCCUAAUGGGCGUGCCUAUGCACUCUUCUGUUCUCUGUGAUUCAGAGAAGCCUGCAUGUGUGUGUGCGUGCGCGGGCUUCUACCUUUGUGAGGGUCACUAUGACCCUUAGACCUCAGUCUCAGUCUAGACUCGGGUCUAAACUGGGCUUUUUGAGGGCUAAGACUUUAGUUUUUGGGGUUAGGGUUUGGGGGUAAAAGGGCUAUGGAGAAUGUAUCACUUCAGUCAGUGUCCCCACAAAGAUAGAAGUACACACACACGUGUGUUGGUGUGGGAGAGAAAUCUGAAUGAAUGUAUGUUUGAGAAAAUUCCCAAUGUUUUUGAAACUCUUUAUGCAACCAAAGUGCAGCAGAUGUGUCUAAUAUGGAGAAUUCUUUAUUCUGAGCGUGUUCUUUAGAAUGUAUUUGACAGAUGGCAGCGAUAAUUGUAGUAAUCGCAACACGGAUAUCCAGUAAUGUAAUUACUGGAAGGUGCACGGCUACGUUUUUGAAUCAGAGAUGUUCUGUUCGCCGACAUAAGCGCUCAUUUGCGGUUUUAUGCACUCAUUAGCGAGGUUUGUCGUGGCAUUUUUAAUCCCAAAAAAGUAACAUAGCUUUUGUCUGACGGUCACAGACCCCAAGGGCAAAUUUUUCAAAAUGUUGAAAAGUGAAACGAGAUGUGAUGAGAGCCCACGCAUUCACCUUCACUGUUGGUUUACCCUGUAAAUAGGAUAAAUGACCCUCACCCUCUGUUUUUUCCCCCUUGUCUAACGGGGUCUGAUGACGGGACCGUGCAAAGAUAAUUAAAAAGAUAGUACAUAAGCGUCAUUAAUGUGUCAGCGUAACGACACGUUAAAGUUUCUCACGUUUGUCAUCAAUCACACGUCGCGGUCCGUGCCGUUUUCUCGUGACUGGGAGAAUUAUUCAUGUGAAUUGUUUACAAAGUGUUGUGUAUGAUGAUUCCUCUGGUUUUAUUUGUAUAUUUUUGAUUAUUUGCAGCCGCACAAAGGAAAUCGGACGCCUACACUGCAACUUCAGACUACUCCUCCUCCUCCUCCUUCUUCUUGUUGUGAGUCGUCACACUCACAAACAUACUUGAACUUUUCGUGAGUUGUUUUUAGCAGUAUCAUGGUCAGAGGUCGUGGUUUAUCACUCACUCACUGACCAGUACUGUGUCACUAUGUAUCACUGGGGUUUUUUUUGAUGGGUGGCGGUAUAGCAUAAUACUGGAGUUCUGAUGUAUUUAUUUGCUGUAAUAUGUUUGAAUUUUAUUUAAAUGUUCUUAAAUGUUGUCAGAAAGGUUUGAGUUAGCUUUCCCCAAACAAAAAAAAAGGAAAAAAGAAAUUCCAAUUUACCACAGAGUCAUUUAUUUAUAGAUUAAAGAUUCAAUCAUGGAUCUGUUUAAAGAUUUUGAGAAAUUUGAUGUUUAAAAUCAUCUUUAUUAACGUAUAUAACAACGUGAAACAAUUAAAUAUGUUCUGUACAUGGGCGUUCACUGUGAGCACUGUUUAAAUGAAAGUUUGACUCAAAGACUUUACAUUUACUUUUAAGUGCCCUGCUGUGAUUAAUGUUUGAAAAGUUCUGUGGGUGUAUCUGACACUUGACGAUGUUAAGAACUUGGCACUUUCUUUAUUUCAUCUUUUUAAGAUCUGUUUGACACUUUCCCCCCCCCCCCCCCCCUUUUUCCUUUCGCGUCUCACAUCACAGAAAGUCGUCACCCUUCUCUUACACAUGUAAAUUAUAACGCAUCGUAUUCUGCAGCUGCAGAGCGCUUUUUUUUCCUUUCUUUCUUUUUUUUUAAACACUUUCCUCUGCAUGGCAGCUUAGAUUCAUCUGUUAAAUUUGAUCUGUAUGAGUGGGUAUGAUUUUAGAUGGGGAACUAAAAACCUGUGUAUGCCAACAACCUCAUUCGUGAGUUCAAAGCGCCCCCUGCUGGAUAUGCAUUCAUGUUGUCGUCACUUGUAAUGUGCAUGAAAAACAAUCCUUCUUUGGGUUAUAAGCUUCAUAAAAUCCUUCCUUUCUAUUGA